This is a messenger RNA of Chenopodium quinoa (quinoa), 2878 nucleotides long. RefSeq lists its product as uncharacterized. The record is from RefSeq and is a predicted model, not a curated record. The transcript is spliced from 8 exons. NCBI's taxonomy places the organism in Eukaryota, Viridiplantae, Streptophyta, Magnoliopsida, Caryophyllales, Amaranthaceae. Bases 520 to 2412 code for a protein of 630 amino acids.
AUAAAAAGAUGAUGUGUAUUAUGGUGGGGUAUAGUAAAUAGUGGAGGAAAAAGUGAUGAGAGGUUUUUUUUUCUCCUCAUUGAUGUAGUGAAAAAAACAUUUGAUGAGAGAAAUUGUAUGGGAGGAGUGAGAAAGUGGGUAGAGAGAGAUUGAGAGGUUUUUUUUUUUUCCUCACUGCUGAUAGUGGUCUUAGAUAAAUGUAUUAAAAGAAAAAGAAAAAAAAAAAAGUUAAGAUAAUGAUAAACACUCAUUUAAGACAGUAAAUUCAAAACCGUAAUCCGAAGUAUAUUAUCCAUUUCCCGCUUUACCCAUUUAUUUAUUUAAUUUCCCCAAUAAUUUAUUUAUUUAUUUUUUAAAAAACGUUUGACGCCUCUUUACCUUCACUCACACAGACACUCAAAGCUUCCCUCGCAAGCUUAACUCUUCUUCAUCCUCUUCCCUUUCUUCAUUCUCUCUCCUCUUUCAUCUUCACAAAUUUUCUCUCUCCUCCAUUUUUCUUUACAAUAUAUCUUCGCAAUCAUGAGACGCAGCACAAGGAGGUCAACAAUGGCGGUUUCUAUUCACAGUUCUCUCGAUUUCGACUCUAACAGAAUAAGUACCAGAAGAUCUUCCUCCAUUCUUCCUCAAUCCGAAGAAACCCGUAAUCCGGUUGGAAACUUUACCACCAAAUUUUCAAUGUCCUCGUUUGUAAAGAAAGUGGAAGAGCUCACACAUGAUCAGAGAACUGCUAUUGAAAAAGUCGGGUUUGGAAACUUGCUUCGAGUUCCUCAUCAUACCCUACGAAAAAAUCUUUUAGUUGAAUGGAUGGAGCGCUGGGACUGUGAGAAAAGGGCAUUUGUACUUCAUGAUAAGGAGCUUACCAUUACUGAUAUGGAUGCUGCAUUGAUCUUGGGGUUGCGUACUGUUGGUAACCCUGUAAGUUUGAGUGAAGAAGAUCCAUUAUCUGAAAUGGAAAAGGAGUAUGGAGCUACCAAAAGUAAUCGAAAGAUCAGUAUGUCUGCAAUUGAGGGAAGGUUACAAUCCCUUGGUGAUGAUGCUAGUGAAGAUUUUGUAAGGAAUUUCUUGCUAUUUAUGUUUGGGACAAUUCUAUUCCCAAGUUCAAAUGCUAAACUAGACUCGCGCUAUCUUUCCUUUCUUCAAGACCUUGGGGGAGUGUCCAAGUAUGCUUGGGGUAGGGCUGUUGUUAAGGACCUAUUCAAUUGGUUAUCUAAAAGGAAAGAGGAACAAAUAAAAAGCAUGGAAGGUUGCCUUAUUCUUCUCCAAAUUUGGUCCUACGAACAUAUAGACAUUGGGCGUCCAAUUCUGAUAAGUUGCUCGGUGGACUUCCCUCGAGCUUGCCAUUGGGAAAGUAGUAGGUGUAACAGCCCAAGGCAUUGGUUCACUUCCAAGUUCAAUGAGGUUGAAGAGAAUCAGGUAAUAUGGAAGCUGCAACCAACAGCAACUGAGAAGAAUAAUGAUUACAUACGAGAGUUACUAAUGGAAGAAGCUGCGGGAGGAGAAAAGAUUCUUUCAACUAGUACAAACAUCACAACAUCCAUGACAAAAGAGGUCCCAUCUAAGAGUUUUAGCCAGAAGGCUGUAUUUAAUGAGAAACCAGAGGGAGGGGUGGCAAGAGGCAAGCAUGAUCAACGAGCAGAUAUUCCAGAGAAUUCUGGAACAUCAGAAAUAUCAUCAGAAGAAUUCGAGAGAGAAGAGGUUAUGAAGACUAGAACAAGAGCCACAACAUCUGCGGCUAUUCUCCCACCUAAGCAUGAGCAGCAAGCUGAUAUUCCAGAGAAUUCUGGAAUAUCAGAAAUAUCAUUAGAAGAAUUCGAGAGAGAAGAGGUUCUAUCAACUAGAACAAGAGCCACAGCAUCUGCGGCUAUUGGGCUCCCACCUGAGCAUGAUCAGCGAGUUGAUAUUCCAGAGUAUUCUGGAAUAUCAGAAAUAUCAUCAGAAGAAUUCGAGAGAGAAGAGGUUCUGUCAACUAGAGCAAGAGCCACAACUUCUGCGGCUAUUGGGCUCCCACCUAAGAGUUUAAGCCGACAUGCUAUAUUGGAUAAACCAGACAAAGGUACGGGAAGAAGCAAGCAUGAUAAUCAAGACUUACCAGAGGAUUCUAGGCAGUCAAUGGACGUGUCAGUGGUAACCGAAGAUUAUGCGGAAUGUUCCUCAUUGUAUGGUUUGCAAGAGGACCAGAGUGCAGAGACAUCCCAUAAUGUUAAGGAAGAGUAUGUUUUGGAGAAUGAGAAAUCAGAAGCAAACGAUGAUGUUAUUAAACUCAAGAGAGAAAAUGCUGUUAUGAGGAAGAUAGUAGAAAACCUAAGAAAGGAAAAUGCUGAGCUGAAAGAAGAUAUCCAACGCUUGAGGGCUCCUCCUACACUUGCUGAUAAUAUAGAAAGGCUUAUUGAUGAAUACUUUGAUGGAGUUUAGGAUGCUUCGGAAGCUGUUUGUUUUCGAUGAAUUCACUUCCUUCACCAUAGAAGCGGCAUCAGCUGAUUGUUUAUCAUUGGAUAAGCGUGCAUAUAUUCAACAUCUGAUUUCUGCUCUCUGGUAUAAGUAAUUAUGUGUACUGGUAUGAUUGCAUUAUAUAGUGACUGUAGUCCCAUGCUGUAAGUACUAGUUCAUAGUUUGAUCCAACUUACGAGUGUAACAAUUGGAGAUUGUUAUAGUCCUUAUAGGCAAUUCCUUUAUCCCCACAUUAUCUAUAGUAAAAUAAACUUGAGGCAUGAAAGUCUGGCAAAACUCUGUUACAUACUUACAUAGCCUAGUCUGUAUAAGCUGCAGUAGCAGAGCGUAGUGUAUAUAAUUUGAAGAAAAUUUUCUAAUAUACAUGUGUGUAUUUGUAAUUGUGUCACCAUUUGGGGUCUUUAUGGAGAAUAAUUGGGGCCAUUUUUUA